AUGUCGUUUUCAAAAGCCAAGAUCCAGAGAUUCAACGAAUUUAAAAACAACGUCCCUCCGCCAGGAACGUACGACCCAAAAUUCGAUGUUAAGGUCAAAGGGUCAGUGAUGGAAAAAUCGGGGAGAUUUAACGAUAACAAAAGCGCGGUCAGUGCGGAAUGCAGUUUAUCAAUUUCUAGCAAAAGUACUGGUAAUGUAGUAGCGAUUUUCAGCACGCCACAACCUCCGCGGACGAAAAUUACUACAAGACCGUGCUCAAAGACGAAGCUCCGCGCGCUCGUUUCGUCUUGCGAUAGCAAGUUAAAAUAUAAAUCAGAACACCAGCUCGCUGAUCUUCAAAUAGAAUGCGAAAACAAAAAUAAAACUAUACAAGAACACGAGAAACAUAUGGAGGAAAUGAAGGAAGGACAGCGGAAUCUGGAGUCACAAUUGGAAGAGUUACGUAGAAAGCAAACGGAAGUGGAUGAUCAGUAUAGAAAAGACAUAGAAACAAUGGCUACGUUGCAGCUGGAAGUGUUAAAUAAUUACGAUGAGCAGCACCAAGCGGAAAUGGAGAACCUUCGUUGCCAAUUUUUAGAAAUUUCGGAGGAGAAGGAAGAUGAAAUUCGGGCUAGAAAAACUAUGGAGGGCGAUCUUAGGAAUCGGAUCGAGGAUUUAACGAAAAGCAUAACCAUAUUAGAGUCUGAAUUGGAAAUGAAGAAACAGGCCAACAAGGAAAAAGUUCAGAUGCUGGAAACAAAGAUUGAAAAGUUGGUAAUGAAGUUGGAGAAAUUAAACGAAACUCAUAAACAGGAAGUUAGUUCGUUAGAACAAGAAAAGUCUGAUUUAAAUUCAUGCAUUAGUAGUUUGACUGAUCAAAUAGCUGAAUGUGAAGAACGAUUGAGGAAAACGAUUGCUGACAGCGACAAGAAAAUAAACGCAAUGAUCAGAGAAGCAACGAUUGCUGUGGAAGAAGACAUGCGACUUACCGCGGAAAGGUAUAAAACAUGUCUAGUUCGAGUAGAAAAAGAACGGGCGGAAUUGGAUGAAAAGUUAGUACAGAAAGAUACUGAAAUUACUAGACUUUCAGUAAUCCUUGAAGAUCUGAAGACAUCUGCUGAAACCCAAGAGAGCUUCGGGCAGAGUUUGCAAAUGGAGCUAGAUCGAGCAGAGACUGAAUUAGCAGAGAAGAAAGAAGAGCUGAGGGCUCUGAAGGAUCAGAUUAGAGCGGAAGCAGCGGAAAUGGUGGCGAGAAGAAAAAGAUUUGAAGUCAUAAUGGCUGAAAAUCAAGCUUCAGUUGCCGCCUUAGCUAAACGUUUAGCUCAAAGUAACGCUGAAGUAGAAAGACUGCAACGUGAAUUGAAACGCGGAGAAGACUGCAUAAACGAGCAUCGGAAUUUAUUAAACAUUAUGCGCAACAAUUCACAAAUGGUACAUGUACAAGUGCAUGCGUUAAUGGAACAGUUAGACGUUAAGAAAGGAUUGGUUAAUCAACUGGAAGUUGAAAGUUUAAGCGAAGUUGAAGCAAUCAGGUCGAUUUUUGAAGCCAAAAUUGAAGACUUACGACAAAUAGUGUCGAAAGAAGUAACGAAAUUGCAAGCCGAUUGUGAAGCAAAAGACGCUCAAAAUAUCGAGAUGAAAAAUCAACUUCAUGAAAUGGCUAAUCAUCUCAAUGGAGCACAAGAUAUGUUGCUAGAAUUAGAAGAAAGGAAUGAUGCUCAGGAGCUCGAAAUUUCACGAGCGAAUUUGCUCAGUUGUAAGCUUAAUGAACAAUUGAAGAAAAGUAAUUUAGCUGUGGAAGAGACUAAUCAGUUGCUGGAUACACAAUCUAUCAAACAUAAAGCUGCUAUAGAUGAGGUAAAUAAAAGAAUUCAAGAACUUUCAAAUACGAUUAAGGCUCUCGAGAAGAUGGAUGGCGUUGCACAAGAUAAAACUGAAGCAUUUGAAGAAGAAAAAGUUCGACGAGAAACAGCCGAAGAGGAAGUCAAAAAAAUCCUUGAACAUAACGCGCGUCUUACGAAGGAUCAUCAAGAAAUUAGCAAAAAAUAUGCUGAGCUAAUUGGUCAUCAGAAUCAUAGGCAAAGAAUCAAGCACGUGUCUCAGUUAAAAGAUAAAAUUAACCAAUUGGAGCAGGAUUUACAUGUCAAGGCGAAGAAGAUAGAACAACAACAGAAAACUAUUGAAAAAUUGAAAAUGGAAGAAAAACGUAUGCAUAACAAAGGGAAGGAAAAUGUAAUAGGUGUUUCGAAGAAUGCACAUACUACACCUGUUUCAUCCCCACUUAAACCAUUAACACCUCUGAGAAAUAGAAAUGAUUAG
This is a messenger RNA of Dufourea novaeangliae, 2298 nucleotides long. Its product is annotated as hyaluronan mediated motility receptor-like. Lineage: Eukaryota; Metazoa; Arthropoda; Insecta; Hymenoptera; Halictidae. The transcript is spliced from 12 exons. Bases 1 to 2298 code for a protein of 765 amino acids. The record is from RefSeq and is a predicted model, not a curated record.